Molecule: messenger RNA, 2618 nt
Organism: Peromyscus eremicus (cactus mouse)
Lineage: Eukaryota; Metazoa; Chordata; Mammalia; Rodentia; Cricetidae
Gene: Slc1a2
Product: solute carrier family 1 member 2
Exons: 12
Coding region: 138-1823 (561 amino acids)
Biological process (GO): L-glutamate transmembrane transport
Cellular component (GO): plasma membrane
Molecular function (GO): glutamate:sodium symporter activity; L-glutamate transmembrane transporter activity; neutral L-amino acid transmembrane transporter activity
Source: RefSeq, a predicted model, not a curated record
GGGCUUACCCAGGAGGGGGGUGCGAGGGCGGGGAGAGGCUGCCCGUUAAAUACCGCUCCCCGCCGCACUCGGGGCUCACCCAGCUCGCCGCCACCGUCGCCAGACCGUGCCCGGGAGGAGGGGGCGUUCCCCACGCCAUGGCAUCAACCGAAGGUGCCAACAACAUGCCCAAGCAGGUGGAAGUGCGCAUGCACGACAGCCACCUCGGCUCUGAGGAGCCGAAGCACCGAAACCUGGGUCUGCGCAUGUGCGACAAGCUGGGGAAGAACCUCCUGCUCUCACUGACGGUGUUUGGUGUCAUCCUGGGGGCAGUAUGUGGCGGGUUGCUUCGCUUGGCGUCUCCCAUCCACCCUGAUGUGGUCAUGUUGAUAGCCUUCCCGGGGGACAUACUCAUGAGGAUGCUGAAGAUGCUCAUCCUCCCUCUCAUCAUCUCCAGUUUAAUCACAGGGUUGUCAGGCCUGGACGCUAAAGCCAGCGGCCGCCUAGGCACGAGAGCCAUGGUGUAUUACAUGUCCACGACCAUCAUUGCCGCUGUGCUGGGGGUCAUCCUGGUGUUGGCCAUCCACCCCGGCAAUCCCAAACUCAAGAAGCAGCUGGGGCCCGGGAAGAAAAACGACGAGGUGUCUAGCCUGGAUGCCUUCCUGGAUCUCAUUAGAAAUCUCUUCCCGGAGAACCUGGUGCAAGCCUGUUUCCAGCAGAUUCAGACAGUGACAAAGAAAGUCCUGGUGCCACCUCAGGCUGAGGAGGCCAAUACAACCAAGGCGGUCCUCUCCAUGCUGAAUGAGACCAUGAACGAGGCUCCUGAAGAAACCAAGAUCGUUAUAAAGAAGGGCCUGGAGUUCAAAGACGGGAUGAAUGUCUUAGGUCUGAUAGGGUUCUUCAUCGCUUUUGGUAUUGCCAUGGGGAAGAUGGGCGAGCAGGCCAAACUGAUGGUGGAGUUCUUCAACAUCCUGAAUGAGAUCGUAAUGAAGCUAGUGAUCAUGAUCAUGUGGUACUCCCCGCUGGGUAUCGCCUGCCUGAUCUGUGGGAAGAUCAUUGCCAUCAAGGACUUAGAAGUGGUUGCUAGGCAACUGGGGAUGUACAUGAUCACGGUGAUCGUGGGCCUCAUCAUCCAUGGGGGCAUCUUUCUCCCCUUGAUUUACUUUGUAGUGACCAGAAAAAACCCAUUCUCCUUUUUUGCUGGUAUUUUCCAAGCCUGGAUCACUGCCCUGGGAACAGCUUCCAGUGCUGGAACUUUGCCUGUCACCUUCCGUUGCUUGGAAGACAAUCUGGGGAUUGAUAAGCGUGUGACCAGGUUCGUCCUUCCGGUUGGAGCAACCAUUAACAUGGACGGUACAGCCCUUUACGAAGCUGUGGCCGCCAUCUUCAUAGCCCAAAUGAACGGUGUCAUCCUGGAUGGAGGGCAGAUUGUGACUGUAAGCCUCACAGCCACCCUGGCAAGCAUUGGUGCAGCCAGUAUUCCCAGUGCCGGGCUGGUUACCAUGCUCCUCAUCCUAACCGCGGUGGGCCUGCCAACGGAGGAUAUUAGUCUGCUGGUGGCGGUGGACUGGCUCCUGGACAGGAUGAGAACGUCCGUCAAUGUUGUGGGGGAUUCUUUUGGGGCCGGGAUUGUCUAUCACCUCUCCAAGUCUGAGCUGGAUACCAUUGACUCCCAACAUCGAAUGCAUGAAGACAUUGAAAUGACCAAGACGCAGUCCAUUUACGACGACACGAAGAACCAUAGGGAAAGCAGCUCUAACCAGUGUGUGUAUGCUGCACACAACUCUGUCAUUAUAGAUGAGUGCAAGUCUCUUCAUUAUGUGGAGUAUCAGUCGUGGGUUUAAGUUUGCACAUGACGUUGAGGACAGACAGACAGAAGGUAACUCUGGCGGCCAAUGGAAAGUCAGCUGACUGCAGUGUUGAGGAAGAACCUUGGAAACGUGAAAAAUAAUGACCUGACUCUCAGCCAAUUCUUGAAUAAACUCCCCAGCGUAUCUCAUGGUAAAAAGAUGCUCUAAACAGGCUUCCUUUACGAAAGGAAAAAUGCAUAUAUUUCUAUGUUUACUUAAUCUGUUAGCCGAGGCUUAGAGGAGCUAUUGUAUACCCGUGAUGACAGGCACCGUGCUGUGUCUUUGCCAAAUAAUGCUUCCUAACUGUCUAAUUCUCUUACUUGUGUUAUUGUCUGAAUGGAUGCUGCUGGAGAAGCCACUUUGAACAGAAGACACGUUCUUGCCAGCUUCCCUUUGUCCCAGUGCAGAGCUGUGGAUGCUGUUUUCCCAGGGGGACAGGACGAAAGCAGUGUGGUACACUCCAGGGACUUGAGACACCGAGCACGCUCAGUGUGGUAUUUCUUAAAGUGUUCAUGGCUCACCUUGUUCUGCACAAAAGAUUCUGCUAGAAGCUUCUAGAAGUUCCUCCCCUCCGACCUGUAGAGUUGGCACCUGCAUUGAUUGAGAGCUUCUGUCUGUCGUAGGGAACGCUGAUGACUUAAAGUUUUUGUGUUCUGUCUAAGUCAAAGACUUCAGUGGGUGCCCACACUUUCAGAAGAUAGGUGACCAGGGAGCCUAGAGCUGCUCUGCCUUCCCUAUUUGUGUGCGUGUGUGCAUGUGCGAGUGUGUGUGUGUGUGUGUGUGUGUGUG